This is a messenger RNA of Didymodactylos carnosus, 1335 nucleotides long. The record is from the annotation of a GenBank genome assembly. Lineage: Eukaryota; Metazoa; Rotifera; Eurotatoria; Philodinida; Philodinidae.
AUGUUUUGGUGGUAUUCAACACGUCGACAAGAUUUCUUGCGUACUGGUCUAUUGAUUGGUAUUAUUUGGUUAACAUUGUAUACAUAUCAAUUAUACUAUUUUUAUAGAACUGAUGUACGACAAUAUCAACAAAAACAAUAUUCAUAUUUAAAUCAUAAAUUUUAUGAACGUAUUCUAUGUUUUUUUAUAAAUAAUAAAUAUUGUUUAAGACAACCAAAAACAUUAUCAUCAAUAUAUGAUCGUAAUUUAUCAAAUAUUUUACGAGAACAACCAUUAUUAUAUCAAUAUGCAAUAGCACCACAUUUUAUUAAUUUUAAAAGUUUAUUAAAAACAUUUAUACCACGAAUAAAUAAACAAUAUUUAGUUUAUGUUUGUGAUAGACCAUGUGGUGGAUGGGGUGAUAGAACAAGAAAAAUUGUUGGCGCUUAUUUAUUAUCAUUAGCAUUAAAUCGAACAUUUAUAAUUAAUAUUACAUGGCCAUGUCCAAUACUUGAUAUUUUUGAACCAAAUAUAAUUAAAUGGAAUUCAAAAAUAUAUCAAAAUAAUAAAUCAACAAAUUUAACUGUAUUAACUCUUAGUGCAACUGAUAAUGAUUAUCGUGAAGUAUUAAGUUGGAAAUCAUAUGAUAUUAUUUAUUUUAAAACAAAAGAUUUAGGUUAUUAUUCAAUGUUAUUAUGGCGAGAUGAUUUAUAUCAAAGAUUACAAUAUUAUGGUUUUCAACGUUCAACAUUAUUUAUUCAUAGUGUAUUUACAUUAAUUUAUGAAUUAUUAUUUAAAUUAAAAAAACAUCCUAAAAAUCAUAUUGAUGAUAUUGUACAUAAUUAUGAAUUAAAUAAUGAACGAACAAAUUUAUUUUGUGCACAUAUUCGAAUUGGACGAAAUCCAUCAAAUCCAAAUGAUAAUAUAUUUCCUAAACGUGAAAAAAUGAAUAUAACUGUUAUUAAUUUUCUUCGAAAACAAUUAAAUGAUCAAUGUAAUAAUAAAACAUUAUCAUCAUUAUGUAAUUAUACAAAAAUAUUUGUAACAACAGAUUCAGAACAAGUACAAACAUAUGUACAAAAACAAUUUGGAAAACAUUUAUUAAAUAUUGAAGGUCUCAUUCGACAUAUUGAUCGUGCAGCUCAAAAAGUUGCUUGUGAAUCAUUAGAAAAGACAAUUUUAGAUUUUCAAAUGAUUAGUUAUUGUAAUUCCAUGAUCAUGAGUAAAAGUGCAUUUAGUUUUUGGUCAAAUGUUCGACGAUUAAAACCUUAUGAGAAGACGUAUAUUUAUUGUGAUGGUAUUAAAAGUAUAAGACGAGCUGGUGAUUAUGAAAAAUAUCCAUAUGGAUCAUGUUGA